GUGGCUCGUUGAGUGGAUAGUAUUGAUCCGCGUCGGGGACUGCUUUAUUUACUGGCAUUCUGACAACCCGACACCUUCAAGCCCAGGCUUGGAAAUGGGGUAUGAGGAGGAGGAGGAGGAGGAGGAGGAGGGUCAAUAAUUAUCAUGCAUAUGUCCACAUGAUCAAAUUGUACCAAAGUGCAUCAUAGGAUAUCAGAGUACUGGGCGAUGGGAGUUGCAUGGUCCAUCCUUUCUCAAGCGUGCGGAGACUCGUACGGCAAGCAUCCAUGCCUCCUCACGUCCACCGCGUAUUCGUGCAGGCCAUCCAGAAGGAGGAACCAGGAGUGACCGUUACCUCCUCUUCGUUCCCGCCCAUCCAGUCCUCAUCCGGGACAGGCUACAUAGGCAAGAUAGGCUCGACAAGCGAGAAAGAGCAGUACGUAGGCGAGGCUGAAUCGCUCAAAGCAAUACACAUCGCCGUACCUGGCCUCGCGCCGCGCCUCAUCGUGUGCGGCACGCUUGACGAGGAGACGGCGGAGGCGGACAGCGAAAUAGGCAGACCGUACUUCCUAUCGGAAUAUAAAGAUAUGGGCAGCCUGACAGAUAGUGCCGCCAAGGUGCUCGGGAAAAGACUCGCUACGGAGAUGCAUGCAUACAAGAGCACCAAUGGCUUCGGGUUCCACGUCCCUACCUUCUGCGGCGCCACCAGGCAGCAGAACGGCUGGUACGACUCAUGGGAGGAGUGCUACGAUAGACUCAUUGGAAGUUUGCUCGAUACCCUGGAGAAGAGAGGAGGAUACGAGAGCCUAUGCAAGCAGGGCAAGGAAGUGCGCAAGCGUGUAAUACCCGCCCUCCUUGGGCCCUUGGUGAUCCAACCCGUCCUGCUCCACGGUGAUCUAUGGAGCGGAAAUACUGGGACAGACAGAAAGACCGGCCAACCUGUCAUAUUUGAUCCUUCGUCCUACUUUGGUCACAACGAAGCAGACCUAGCAAUUGCGAGAAUCUUUGGAGGCAUCCCUCACUCAUUCUUCAAUACAUAUCAUGAAUAUCUCGCCAAGUCAGAGCCGCAAGACCAGUAUGACUUGCGCGGUGAUCUAUAUGAACUGUACCAUUACCUCAAUCAUACGGUUCUAUUCGGAGGGUCGUAUGCGAGCAGCGCGAAGAGAAAGAUGGACCGCUUGUUACAAGCCAUUCCAUGAGGAGUCGAUGAGUUGCUCGAAGGAUACUGCUUGAAGAGUUAGAAUAGAUAAAAGCAUGCUAACCAAUCUUAACCCAAUCCUUCAGAUAAGAGAUCAUAUUGGUGAUUAUAUCGC
Molecule: messenger RNA, 1292 nt
Organism: Laetiporus sulphureus 93-53
Lineage: Eukaryota; Fungi; Basidiomycota; Agaricomycetes; Polyporales; Laetiporaceae
Product: fructosamine kinase PKL/CAK/FruK
Exons: 6
Coding region: 219-1178 (319 amino acids)
Source: RefSeq, a predicted model, not a curated record